AUGGCAUGUGAUUUGAGUAUGGAGAGCAUGCACUGUAUGCUACUGGGUGGGAAGAAGAGCACAGAUGUCCCCCUGGAGGGCUACCUGCUCAGCCCCAUUCAGAGGAUCUGCAAGUAUCCUCUGCUGUUGAAGGAGCUUUUAAAGCGGACCCCUAAGAAGCACGCUGACUAUCCGGCAGUGGAGGAAGCUCUGCAGGCCAUGAAGGCCGUCUGCUCCAACAUCAAUGAGACCAAGAGGCAGAUGGAGAAACUGGAGGCUCUGGAACAGCUGCAGUCCCACAUCGAGGGCUGGGAGGGCACCAACCUGACAGAUAUCUGCACAGAGUUGCUGCUUCAUGGAAAUCUCCUUAAAAUCUCAGCAGGCAAUAUCCAGGAACGCGUCUUCUUCCUGUUCGACAACCUUUUGGUUUACUGUAAGAGGAAGUCCAGGGUUUCUGGAAAGAAGUCCACCAAGAGGACCAAGUCUAUCAACGGUCCCCUCUAUGUGUUCAGAGGCCGAAUCAACACCGAGGUGAUGGAGGUGGAAAAUGUGGAAGAUGGAACAGCGGACUAUCACAGCAACAACUACACGGUGACUAACGGCUGGAAGAUCCACAACACUGCGAAAAACAAGUGGUUUGUCUGCAUGGCCAAAAAUGCAGAAGACAAGCAGAAGUGGCUGGACGCCAUCUUGAGAGAACGGGAGCAGAGAGAGAGUCUCAAACUGGGAAUGGAGCGGGACGCCUACGUGAUGAUUGCAGAGAAGGGGGAGAAGCUCUACCACAUGAUGAUGACCAAGAGUCGCCACCUGAUUAAAGAUCGACGCAGGAAGCUCAGCAUUGUGCCCAAGUGCUUCAUGGGAAAUGAGUUUGUGUCGUGGCUGAUAGAGAGCGGAGAGAUCAGUAAGUCUGACGAAGGGGUCAACCUGGGACAAGCCUUGCUGGAAAAUGGCAUCAUUCACCAUGUGUCAGACAAGCACCAGUUCAAGAACGAGCAGGUGUUGUACCGAUUCCGCUACGACGACGGCACCUACAAGGCCCGCAGUGAGAUGGAGGACAUCAUGUCAAAGGGCGUGAGGCUGUACUGCCGCCUUCACAGCCUCCACACGCCUGUCAUCAAGGACAGAGACCACCAUCUGAAAACCUUCAAAUCGGUUAUUCCUGCCAGCAAACUGGUUGACUGGCUACUCCUGCAGGGAGACUGCUCGACCCGAGAGGACGCUGUGACGCUGGGCGUGGGGCUCUGCAACAACGGCUUCAUGCACCACGUGUUGGAGAAGAGCGAGUUCAAAGACGAGUCCCAGUUCUUCCGUUUCUACGCGGACGAGGAAAUGGAGGGAACGAGUACCAAGAGCAAGCAGCUCCAGCGCAAUGACUUCAAACUCAUUGAGAACAUCUUAGCCAAGUCCCUGGUGAUUCACCCAGAGGAGGAAGACUACGGCUUUGAGAUUGAAGAGAAAAACAAGGCCAUUGUGGUCAAGUCUGUCACCAGGGGCUCACAUGCUGAGGUAAUGUGGGUGCAAAUGUUGGCUUACUACUUGCCCGCACCGGGACUCAGGGUUCGAGUUAUGUGGGAGCCAAUGGGAGCUGAGUAG
This is a messenger RNA of Notothenia coriiceps (black rockcod), 1572 nucleotides long. RefSeq names its product phosphatidylinositol 3,4,5-trisphosphate-dependent Rac exchanger 1 protein-like. The record is from RefSeq and is a predicted model, not a curated record. Gene Ontology annotation, biological process: regulation of signaling; G protein-coupled receptor signaling pathway; positive regulation of GTPase activity. NCBI's taxonomy places the organism in Eukaryota, Metazoa, Chordata, Actinopteri, Perciformes, Nototheniidae. Bases 1 to 1572 code for a protein of 523 amino acids. The transcript has 15 exons. Gene Ontology annotation, molecular function: GTPase activator activity; guanyl-nucleotide exchange factor activity; protein binding. Gene Ontology annotation, cellular component: plasma membrane.